CUUGGUCAUUCCCAUUUAACAAAAGAAUAAGAAAAAAGCUGAACAAUAUGGUCACCGCCACCGCCAGGCCAGCUGUAACCGGCGUCAGGAUGUCGUCGGUGGUGCCAGCGUCGGUGACCGGAGAGAACAAGGACCGACGCCUCACCGGCUUGGACCUGGCCAUGAAGCUCCACUACGUCAAGGCGGUCUACUUCUUCGACGAGAAGGCGGCGGAGGGGCUGACGAUUUACGACAUGAAGAAGCCCAUGUUCCCUUGGCUCCAGCUCUACUACCCUGCCGCCGGCAGAAUACGCCGGGGGACGAAGAGCGGCGGCGGCGAGGGAAGGGGAGAGGAGGGGAGGCCUUUCAUCAAGUGCAACGACGGCGGGGUCAGGAUCGUCGAGGCGUACUGCCCCGAUUGUACGGUCGAGGAAUGGCUGCGGCUGCCGACGGCGGCGACGGCGGAGGAAGAUCGUGACGGUGGUUUUAGGGAUGAUGAUUGGUUGGCGUUUGAUCAAGUCCUGGGCCCUGAUUUGGGCUUUUCUCCGCUGGUUUAUGUUCAGUUUACUUGGUUCAAAUGCGGCGGCCUUUCAGUGGGCCUCAGCUGGGCUCACCUGCUUGGCGAUCCAUUCUCAGCCUGCGCCUUCAUCAACACUUGGGCCCAACUGCUGCACGGCCGAGCCACUCCUCUUUCUCUCCACCACCCGGGCUUCAAGGAUCCAUCGCCGCCGCCACUUCACCGACCCAAGAAGAAGAACCCGUCCUCUCUGAAACGGGUCGACCCGGUCGCCGACUCCUGGCGACCUACCUCCAGCCCCACCGCCGCCGCCACAAGGACUCACACCUUCCGCCUCACAGCUCAGCAGCUAAACGACAUCGCAUCCGCGGCUGCCUCUGCCUCCACCGCCAAGAUCUCCCGUUUCGAUCUCCUUGCGGCGAUCCUAUGGAAAUCUGUGGCCAAGAUCCGAGAGGCGACGACGGUGACGAUCUGCUGGAACAAAUCCCCGGCGGUGGGUAUGGAGAGGGAGCUUCCGAGCAACAGAAUGGCGGUGGGAGCGGUCCACGCCGAUUUCGCGGUGGCGAAAUGCGAGGUGUCCGAGCUGGCGGAGUUGAUUGCGGAGAAGAAGGAAGACGAGAGCGAUUCGAUCGAGGAAGCGAUGUCCGGCGGGGAGUUCGAUUGCGUGGUGUACGGAGCGAAUUUGACAUUUGUGAACCUGGAGGAGGCCCCGAUCUAUGAGAUGCAGGUUAAGAAGGGGCGGAAGCCGGUUUUCGCGAAUUGCAAGAUUGAGGGAGUCGGCGAGGAAGGGGCGGUGCUGGUGCUUCCAGGCGGCGGCGGCGAGAAGGAAGGGGAGGGAUCUGGGAAGACGGUGACCGUUAUGCUGCCGGCGAAGCAGUUGGCCGGGUUGAAGGAGGAUCUAAGGAAGAGCUGGGGAAUUGUAUGAGGUGUUUACUGUGAUGGUAAACAUUGAUUUUAUCGUUUUUGAUUGCAGUGAUAAUAAUUUGUCAAAAAAAAUUCAGUGAUUAUAUUUAUAUCAAGAAGUUGAUGGGAGAAAUUUUUUAAUUUUUAAUUUCAAGUGAGCGGUGAGUUGAGUUUGGUAUUUGAUGAGUGCUAAUUAUUUGGGAAGAUAACAAAUACUCAAAUGAACUCUCCAUGUCAAAGCAUGUACGUUGUUGUUAUAUAUAUGCCUUGAUAGUUGAUACUAUAAAUCACAAAUGAAU
Molecule: messenger RNA, 1698 nt
Organism: Linum tenue
Lineage: Eukaryota; Viridiplantae; Streptophyta; Magnoliopsida; Malpighiales; Linaceae
Source: the annotation of a GenBank genome assembly